Macroventuria anomochaeta is the source of this 1488-nucleotide messenger RNA. RefSeq lists its product as uncharacterized. NCBI's taxonomy places the organism in Eukaryota, Fungi, Ascomycota, Dothideomycetes, Pleosporales, Didymellaceae. The record is from RefSeq and is a predicted model, not a curated record. The transcript has a single exon. The coding region runs from base 1 to 1488 and encodes 495 amino acids.
AUGGAUUCGAUGCCCACGCCCCCACCAGAGCGAGGCUCUUCGCCAGAGCCAUGGGCCACACCAGGCCUCGCACUAAACGCAGUACCUCAGCUCGACCGUUCCGUAUCGACAGCUUCAAGCGUGUCCUCUCGCUCGGUGGGCUCAAGGCUCUCAGAAAGUGGAAUACCAGGCAAGAGGCGAGGCUACAUGAGACCGGAAGGAACACAAUUUUCGGACUCGGCAAAGAACAGAGAAAGUGUCAUGAACCUGGGAACGAUCGCACAUCUGCAAUAUUACUUUGCUCGAACUGGGCUGCUUGAUGCAGCUACAGGACGAGUCGCAAAGUCGAGGAAAUCAGGUUCGAGAAGUCCGAAUGGAACCGAAGCGGGAGGCGACGUAUCUAUAUUAUCACCUGUGUCGCCAUCUCUAGCAGCGUAUGAUUUCGGAGAGAGUCUGGUCGAGUCGCCCCACGACGAGACAGCUUCUAUGGACUGGGAAGGCGGCGAGCCCAUGAUGCUACCACCUACCGUCAGCACCUACAAGCAAAACCCAGUAUACGUGCCGCCGCCCCCAGACAUGACCGUUCUGCGCCGAGAACUACGCGAAUCGCUCGAUGAAGCCAGCAAGCACCUGCAAGAGCUGGAGAAGGGUUUCGCCAGGGAUGACCCUGUGGAGAACGGCGGUUCAGGGCCACGCUCAGCUGAUGCGGCAGGAUGGCAUGAGAUCCAGGGCCUCAAUCUAUUGGAUGUCACCACUCUGGCCAUCAGAGCUGCCAAGAACUACUACACUGCACAUGAGGAGCCACAACGAUUGUAUGCUAUCAAGACCGAACGUCAGAUCCGCAAAGAGCUUUAUGAAGUUUUGGAGGUGCUGAAGCGUUUGGCCAUACGCAACUUCGCCAACGGUGUGCAGCCAUAUGAGGUUGCGCAGAUCAGGCAGUGGAUAGAUGGCAUCGGUGACUUGCUCGAUACUGAAGAAGAGAAAGAGAGACUGGAGCAUGCAGAGAGGGAGAGCUGGGCCUGGCGCGAGGGCGACUGGUCAGGACGGGAACGUGAGAGAGAGCUGUUGUUCCUAAAGUCUUUCGACAACAACGCAGACCCUCUGCCUGACUGGACAGAGCCCACCGAAAGCGAGCCUCAGACACCAUUCCUUCUGUCUUUACAGAACGGUCUUCGACUCGUCCACCUACACAACAGUCUUGUGAGGAAAUCACGUCGCCAUUUUGAAGAGAUCAAACAGUACCACACCGACACAGCGAAACCGUAUCGAUGUGCCGAUAACCUGCGGUACUGGGUCAAGGCUGCGGAGCUACGCUGGGACAUCAAGCUGGACGUUGACGUACUUGGUGUCGUCCAAGGCAAGGAUGUUGCGGUGUGGCAAAAGUUCGAUGCUGCUGUGCUGCUGUGGUGUCAAGGCGUACGCGAGGAAAUCACUUCAGAAUGGCUGAAGCAGAAGAACCAAACACGAGCACCGACCUUGCACAUACGCAACCCGAGCAUCGAAGCAUAA